Messenger RNA from Amaranthus tricolor (Joseph's coat), 1713 nucleotides. Its product is annotated as mitochondrial uncoupling protein 2-like. Gene Ontology annotation, cellular component: mitochondrial membrane. Gene Ontology annotation, biological process: mitochondrial transmembrane transport; mitochondrial transport. Bases 332 to 1249 code for a protein of 305 amino acids. The record is from RefSeq and is a predicted model, not a curated record. Lineage: Eukaryota; Viridiplantae; Streptophyta; Magnoliopsida; Caryophyllales; Amaranthaceae. The transcript has 9 exons. Gene Ontology annotation, molecular function: oxidative phosphorylation uncoupler activity.
AUCAGGCAUGAGCUGUAGUUUAUCACCUGCCACAAUAUAAUUUUGAAAUAUUAAGUUGAAUAUUUCAAAACAAACAAAAAAUAAGAUAGAAAAUCCAGGAGUAGUAUUAGUAAAUCUGAACAAACUAGAAAGCAAGGCAUAUUUAAGAGUAUAACACUACUACCAUAAUAAAACCCAGAAGAGAAGACCCCAUGAAAACCAGAUCAAAUAUCCAAUAGCCAUUAGGUUAAAGGAUCAUAUUCUUUCUCCAAUCAACAUUCACUACUCAAUACUUCCACCAUUUUUCUCCAUUUCUAGGUUUUGAUAUUCAGAUCUUGGUUAAUUAUUUGCAAUGCCGGUCCCUGGUGUCGUCGCUCCUCAAACCGAGAUCUCAUUUGCCUCAACUUUCGUCAGUAGCGCAAUUGCAGCUUCUUUCGCUGAGUUUUGUACGUUGCCAUUAGACACUGCUAAAGUGAGGCUUCAACUCCAACGCAAAGGAUCUACAAAUGAUGGAGCAGUUUCAGUCAAGUAUAGAGGCGUGUUGGGCACUAUUCUUACAAUUGCAAAGGAAGAAGGUUUACCUGCUCUUUGGAAGGGGAUAGUGCCAGGAUUGCAUCGUCAAUGUCUAUAUGGAGGCUUGAGAAUCGGCCUCUAUGAUCCUUUCAAGAUGUUCUUCAUUGGUACUUUUCUGUUUGGAGAUUUUCCUCUACUCCAAAAAAUCUUAGCUGCUCUCUUAACUGGCGCAAUUGCAAUAAUUGUGGCUAAUCCAACUGAUCUUGUUAAAGUUAGACUUCAGGCGGAAGGAAAAUUGCCACCUGGUGUGCCAAGGCGUUAUCUGGGAGCCAUGGAUGCUUAUGUUUCUAUAAUAAGACAGGAAGGACUCUUGGCUCUUUGGACAGGGGUUGGGCCCAAUAUUGCCAGGAAUGCAAUCAUAAAUGCUGCUGAACUAGCCAGUUAUGAUCAAGUGAAACUGACUAUAUUGGCGAUUCCAGGAUUCUCAGAUAAUGCACUUACUCACAUAAUGGCUGGUUUAGGUGCAGGGUUUUUUGCAGUUUGCAUUGGAUCUCCAGUGGAUGUGGUGAAAUCGAGAAUGAUGGGAGAUACAACCUAUAAAAGCACAAUUGACUGUUUCAUCAAGACAUUAAAGAAUGAGGGACCGAAUGCAUUUUAUAAAGGAUUUCUCCUUAAUUUUGGCAGAUUAGGAUCAUGGAACGUGGUCAUGUUUUUGACAUUGGAACAAGUCAAGAAGAUCUUGCAAGGGCAAGCCUAGGCUAGUACUAGUGUACAGCGUUCUAGUCCGUCAGCUUUGCAAAUCAUAAGCAGAGUCAUACCAUAGCUUUGGAUGUGCUGGCCCCUUGCUUUUUAUUGGAGAUUUACGUGUUCGAUCCUAUUUGCAUACAGCCAUACAUACAACUGUUCCUGAGAAGUUCGAAGAACAAGAUAAAAAGAAAAUCGAAUCCCCUGGAGGCUGGAGUAUAUAUUUAUUUUCUAUGUUAACAGAAGUCCCUUCAGCAAAUAUCCUUUGGAAAGUUGACAUUAUUAUUCUGCCUUGUAAAUUUGAAGCUUUUAGGUAGAAUGCACACUAUAUUCUUUAUUUUUGUCAUCCUUCAUAAUACCGUUGUACCAUAAAAAUCUUAGCUUUGGCAUCUCAUUUGUAUUGCAAAGAUUGGAACUCCAGAAAGACACCUGAGUUACUGUUAUAUCACACAUUUCUAAUGGAGAUCUAGGUAAAAA